AUGAGUUUAGCAGUUCGUCGAACUUGUGCGACAUUAUUCAUCAAUAGAAAUGUGUCAUUUGAUCUUUAUCAAAGACAACAUUUUGCGUCUUUUCAUUCUGUUCCGUUUCAUCGUCCGUCGAUAACAACAUUGCGAAGUAUGGUGCGCACGACGUCAACUUGCUCUGCACAGCAAUCUAAUUUACCUAGAUUGCCAGUACCAACGUUAGCUGAUACAGCACGGAAAUAUUUAAAAACAGUUGCACCAUUACUUAAUAACGAUGAAUUUAAUGAGACGAAAAAAAUUGUUGAAGAAUUUCAACAUGAGAGCAAACCAUUACAAGAGCUGUUAUUAAAACGAGCUGACACAGAAGAAAAUUGGUUAUCACAAUGGUGGCUUGACAAAGUAUAUCUUGAAUGGCGUUCAAAUUUACCUAUAUUUUAUAAUCCAGCUUUAUUAUUACCCCGACAAUCAUAUCGAGAUUUUGAUGGACAAAUUCAAUUUGCAGCUCAUGUUAUCCAAGGCAUUCUACAGUAUCGAUCAUUAAUUGAUAGCAAUCAGAUACCAGUUGAUCGUUUUGGUUCAGAUCCACUCUGUAUGGAUCAAUAUAGAAAAGUUCUCGGUAUAUGUCGUAUUCCGGCCAAAUCCAUUGAUCGACUUCAUCUAUAUAAUAAAACAGGUCAUCGUCAUGUUGCAGUAUUUCAUCGAAAUAAUAUAUAUCGACUGCCAGUAUAUGAUGAUCAAGGAAAUAAAUUGUCGGCUGCGGAUAUUUAUAGUUCGUUGAAAAAACUUGCUGACUCAAAAGGAUCCGAUGAAAAACAAACACUAAUUGGUCAUUUAACAGCUGAUGAAAGACAACUUUGGGCACCUAUUCAUGAACAAUUAUCAUUGGUUCCUGAAAAUAAAAAUUUUUUUGACACGAUAAAUGACAGUUUAUUUGUAUUAUGUCUUGAUGAGAACUAUCAAUCAUCAAGUGGAACGGCAAUAAAAAAAGAUACUCAAACAUUAAUCGGUCUCAAUUUUCUACAUGGUGGUGGAACCAAAUAUAAUACAGCUAAUCGAUGGUUUGAUAAAACGCUUCAAGUUAUUGUAGCACCUGAUGGUUAUAGUGGUGUGAAUUAUGAACAUUCAUUAGCCGAAGGUGGAAUAAUUACAGCUCUUGUUGAUUAUGUUCUUGAUCACUGUAAAACAACACAACCACUUGUGUCUACCAAUAAACCAUCAUUAUUAAACAAAUGUCAAGUUGUUAUACCGAAAGAUGUCGAACAAUCGAUUAGCGAAAGUGAAAAACGUGUUAAUAAAUUUAUUGAAAAUUGUGAUUUAACAGUUUAUAAAUAUCCUGAAUUUGGUAAAGAAUUUGCUAAACAAAAUAAAUUGAGCAUAGAUGGAAUGAUUCAAGUUGCUUUACAAGUUGCCUAUUUUCGAAUGCAUGGUAAAUGUGGUGCUACUUAUGAAAGUGGUUCUUUACGUCGUUAUCAUCUUGGUCGAACUGAAACUAUUCGUUCAUGUACAUUAGAAGCACAACAAUUUGCUCGUGCUAUGAGUGAACAACAUAAUGAAACAGGAUCGAAUACUAAAUAUGAGCUAUUUCUUAAAGCUAUGCAAGCGCAGCGACAAUAUACUACUGAUGCAAUAAAUGCUAAAGGUAUUGAUCGACAUCUCUUGGGGUUACGAUUGAUUGCAGCUGAAAAUAAUUUACCAAAACCUGCUCUUUAUAAUCAUAUAAGUUAUAAACGUGCAAUGCAUUACAUUCUUUCAACAAGUCAAGUUGGAGCUAAACAUGAUUGCGUAAUGAUUUAUGGGCCGGCAGUUGAUGAUGGCUAUGGUUGUUGUUAUAAUCCACGUAAUGAUUCAAUAAAUUACAUGGUAACAACUUUCAAAAUAAAUAAUGGAGGAACAAAUCCAAUAGAAUUUUCCAACCAUUUUAAUAGCAGUCUUACAGAUAUACGAUCUUUAAUUGAAGUUAAUACGGCGAAGACAAUGAAAGCAAAAUUAUAA
Molecule: messenger RNA, 1977 nt
Organism: Rotaria socialis
Lineage: Eukaryota; Metazoa; Rotifera; Eurotatoria; Philodinida; Philodinidae
Source: the annotation of a GenBank genome assembly